UGAAGAUUUGAUUGCAUGACAGAACCUCCGCUGCGACGUGGAGAUGCAGUCAUUCUUGUGGGGUUAAGUAGGAGCCUGCAAGCUACAUCAAGGAAAUCUGUUGUCACCAACCCUUUUGCUGCUUUGAAUAUUGGGUCUGCCGAUUGUCCACGCUUCAGAGCAACCAAUAUGGAAGUCAUUGAGCUUGAUACUGACUUCGGUGGUACAUUUUCUGGUGUGCUAACUGAUGAGCAUGGAAGGGUUCAGGCUAUCUGGGGAAGCUUUUCAACUCAGCUAAAAUAUGGUUGUAGUUCAUCAGAAGAUCAUCAAUUUGUCAGAGGUAUUCCAGUUUAUACAAUCAGCCAAGUCCUUGACAAAAUCAUAUCUGGUGGAAAUGGAUCAAAUCUUCUCAUAAAUGGCAUCAAAAGGCCAAUGCCUCUUGUCAGGAUCUUAGAGGUUGAAUUUUAUCCUACUUUGCUUUCCAAGGCCCGUAGCUUUGGAUUGAGUGACAAAUGGGUACAGGUACACUUUCUUCCUUGCAGAAAUCUAUUUCUUUUUUCUCUUUUAUGCAUUCAAGAGGGUUGCAUUUUGCUUUGGUAUCUAGAAAUGCUUUGGAGUUAGAGUUUCGCUAAUUGACACCAUCUAGGAAUGUCGUAGGCUAAGAAGCAUGGAUACAAACAAGUGACACAACACAGACACUCCGACAUGAUAAUUU
Molecule: messenger RNA, 694 nt
Organism: Camellia sinensis
Lineage: Eukaryota; Viridiplantae; Streptophyta; Magnoliopsida; Ericales; Theaceae
Source: RefSeq, a predicted model, not a curated record